AUGAAACCAAAAAUCAAAGAAAAAUUAUUUCAUAUUAAACCUAAUAAUCCCAAUAAACUAUUUUGUAAUAUAUGUGAUUCACAUUUUGUUGGAUAUUCUUCUAACACAAAUUUAAGAAAACAUUUUACCAAAUAUCAUAAAAAAGAACUUGAUGAAUUUGAUAUUAAUGAUAUCUCAUCAGAACUUACAAGACUCGAAGAAUCUGGAUCAAAUUUCAAUGAAGAAAUUAGUGAUGUUAGUUCUAUUUCAAAUUUUACUCGUAAAAAUAAUAAUUUUAAAGGAUUGAUGGAUGGAUUUGAAGGGCAAGGCGAAAUUGAUAUUAUCAAUGGUAAAAUGAAAUUUAAAGGAAAAUUUAAUUGUAAUAAAUAA
This is a messenger RNA of Scutellospora calospora, 369 nucleotides long. The record is from the annotation of a GenBank genome assembly. Lineage: Eukaryota; Fungi; Glomeromycota; Glomeromycetes; Diversisporales; Gigasporaceae.